AAUCUGAGGUGCUUCUGCUCGCUUUAUUAAAUUACAUCAGAAAACACGCGGGUUUGCUAGAAUAUCUAAAACCCCGGAGGACUGGAAACCUGGAGAUGAAGACAGAUUUUACGUUUUUCUGUCGGAUUUGGAUUGGGAUUCCCUUCUUCUCAGGUCUGGUGACUGGGUUUUCUAUGAGUCCACCCACCCUUGACAACACCAAAGACCAGCUCGUGAUUAACGCUAAUGACACAUUGACCAUUACAUGCAGGGGACAGCGGAUUCUGGACUGGAGCUGGCCUGAAGUGUCUCUAAGUAAAGUGGAGUUAACUGAUCGCCAGGAUCAGCAGUCACCCGUUGACACCCCGGGCCACAGAGCAGUCAGGGUGAAGGAGUGUCAAGGGGAGCCUGGGAAACCUUACUGCAAGACAUUAAUACUUACCAACACCCAGGCCAAUGACUCAGGAUACUACCGCUGCUUCUACCAGGAUAUCAAAGCUAUCAUCGAUGGGACCACGGCAGCCAGCAUUUUUGUCUUUGUGCGAGACCCACAGCAUCCAUUCAUCAAGAGAAAUGAAAACGACAUGGAGACCAUCUUCAUAACGGAUUCUCAAACUCACAUUGAAGUGCCAUGCCUGGUUUCCGAUCCUGACCUGAAAGUCUCUCUCUUCUCGGUAGAGCAGGGUCCAUUGCUUCUAGAAGGCAAUGAAAUUACCUGGAAUAAUAAAAGGGGCUGGUUGGUUCCCAGCCACAUCUUUAAGAACAGUUCCACUUUCUUCGGCUUCUUCUGCGCCACCUCAGUCCGCAACAACGAGCACAGAUCAUCUAUAUUUAUUGUGCAGGCAACAGGACUGAAGUUUUACAAGCUCAAGCUGUUUCCUGAGGACUCGCCCUUGGAGCUCAUGCAGGGGGAGGGUCUGGAGCUCAACUGCACGGCGCUGGUCGAGUUCAACACCGGUGUGGAAUUCCACUGGGACUACCCAGGCCAAAAGGGGGAGGGUCUGGAGCUCAACUGCACGGCGCUGGUCGAGUUCAACACCGGUGUGGAAUUCCACUGGGACUACCCAGGCCAAAAGGUAAUUACCAGGUAUAAUAAUGGCAAACUGAUCACCAGACGGCCAGAGUUCAGUCGGUUUAGGGUCAAGCAGCAUGCUCUGGAGAUCAGAGACGUGUGUAAGCAGGAUGCUGGAGAAUACACACUGAUCCUGAAAAACACACGUGCAGCCCUGGAGAAAAGACUCAACUUUACUCUCAUAGUCAAUGUUCCUCCUCAGAUCCAUGAGAAGGAGGCAGCAGCACCUACUAACCCCUACAGGAGGAGCAGUCGACAGACGCUCACCUGUACCGCCACCGGGUCCCCUCCUGCCACCAUUACCUGGCAGUGGAGGCCGUGGAGCCCCUGCGGUCUCAACAGCACCCGCAGAACCUUGGGUCGAAGGGGUCAACGAGACAAGAUUCCCAUCUGUCAAAACUGGAUAGGUUUGGAUCCUGAACACGCUGUCAAUCCUAUCGAGAGUAUUGAAACUUUGACUGAGAUGGUGGACGGCAAAGAAAAGACUGUCAGCCGUUUGGUUAUUCAGAGCGCCAAUGUGUCGGCUAUGUACAAGUGCUCAGCAGAGAACAAAGUGGGAAGAGAUGAACGAUUGAUCUAUUUCUACGUGACCACUAUCCCAGAGGGAUUCGGGAUAGAGAUGGAGCCCUCGGAGGAUCCACUCGAGCAGGACCUGGUACGGCUGAAGUGUAAUGCAGAUAAUAACACCUAUGAGAACCUGCGGUGGUACCGCCUGGACCCGCAGGCUGUUCCUCCAGAGCUGGACUGCAAAAGUCUGCACCAAUACACAGAGUCUCUGGGGGGAAAGCUUUCAUUCCAGACCACCAGCAACAACUGGGUGCUGGAGCUUACGAUUACCAACAUCCAGCUGCAGGACGAGGGAAACUACGUGUGUGAGGUGCAGAACCGGCGCAGUGGGGAGAAACAUUGCCACCGCAAGUACAUCCCAGUCAAAGCACUGGAGGCACCUCGAUACCGUAACAACCCCACCAAUCAGACAGUGAAUGUGAGCGAGUCGCUGCAGAUGGAGUGCGAUGUCGAGGGCACACCCUCUCCCCAGCUGUCCUGGUUUAAAGAUAACCAACCACUUCACCAGAUAUCAGGGAUCUUCCUGCAGGACUCCAAUCGGACUCUCAGCAUUCAGCGAGUGCGAGAGGAAGACGCCGGUCUGUACACCUGCACAGCCUGCAACCAGAGGGGCUGCGUUAAGUCCUCCGCCACUUUGUCAGUCAUCGGCUCUGAUGACAAGACCAAUGUAGAAAUAGUGAUUCUCAUCGGAACGGGAGUCAUCGCCAUCUUUUUCUGGGUCCUUCUCCUUGUUAUCUUCUGCAACGUCAAGCGAGUGAACCCAGCAGAUAUCAAGACAGGCUAUCUGUCAAUCAUCAUGGACCCGGGGGAAGUGCCGCUUGAGGAGCAGUGUGAAUACCUGCUCUACGACUCCAGCCAGUGGGAGAUAUCCCGAGACAGACUGCUCCUCGGGAAGGUGCUUGGGCAUGGAGCUUUUGGGAAAGUGAUCGAAGCUUCAGUCUUUGGGCAUGACAAGAAAGCCUGUUCAAACACAGUGGCAGUGAAGAUGUUGAAAGAGGGAGCCACAGCCAGUGAACACAAAGCUCUGAUGUCAGAACUUAAGAUCCUCAUUCAUAUUGGAAACCAUCUCAAUGUCGUCAACCUUCUUGGAGCAUGUACCAAACCCAACGGUCCUCUCAUGGUUAUAGUGGAAUAUUGUAAAUACGGAAAUCUCUCCAACUUCCUGCGUGCCAAAAGAGAGUUCUUCUUACCGUACAGGGACCGUUCUCCUAAAACUCAGAGUCAGGUGCGACGAAUGAUAGAAGCGGGUCAGGUCAGCCAGAAUGAAUGUCAGCCGUCCACCACUUCCAACAUCAACCCUCCAAUGCAGUCUCGUGCUGCAGUGGAUGAUCUUUGGAAGACUCCACUCACGAUAGAGGAUUUGAUUUGCUACAGCUUUCAGGUUGCUCGAGGGAUGGAGUUUCUGGCGUCUCGUAAGUGCAUUCAUCGUGACCUGGCGGCCCGCAACAUCCUCCUGUCUGAUAACAACGUGGUGAAGAUCUGUGACUUUGGUUUAGCACGGGACAUCUACAAAGACCCUGACUACGUGCGCAAAGGCAAUGCUAGACUGCCGCUGAAGUGGAUGGCUCCAGAGAGCAUCUUUGAUAAGGUUUACACCAGUCAGAGUGAUGUAUGGUCAUUUGGAGUGCUGCUCUGGGAGAUUUUCUCACUAGGAGCGUCUCCAUACCCGGGCAUCCAGAUCGAUGAAGACUUCUGCAAGCGGCUCAAAGACGGUACCAGGAUGAGGGCACCAGACAACGCAUCCCCUGAAAUAUAUGGCAUCAUGCUGGCCUGCUGGCAGGGCGAGCCCAGGGAGAGACCCACGUUUCCAGCUCUGGUGGAGAUACUUGGAGAUCUACUUCAGGAAAACAGUCUACCCGAAAUCCCGUUCAAUGUGUCUCAGAGCUCAGAGGAUGAUGGCUUCUCACAAGCUUCCUCUAGACCACCAUCACAAGAGGAGAUCAGACUCGUCUGCAACACAAUGUCCACUCGAUAUUACAACUGUGUGCCUUUCGCUGGCUGCAUCAUAGUCGGACCCUCCAGCACGUGUCACUCACGAGUGAAGACCUUUGAGGAACUUCCUCUGGAAAUGACAUCACACAAGACACAUCAUGACAGCCAGACAGACAGUGGGAUGGUUUUGGCAUCAGAUGAGCUCGAGAGGUUUGAACACAAGCACAGAGGGGCCAUGUUGAAAAAUACAUCAGCGGGCCACAGCACAGAACGCCUCAGUUCUCCGUCCAUGAGCAGCAGUGACAGCACACUGCGCCCACCCUUCUUCAGCCAGCUCUCGGGCCAAACCUUCUACAACAACGAGUACGGCCAGCUGUCGGAGGAGGGCGUCAGCGACUUCUUCUCCUCGUCGGAUCAGGCCAUAUACCAGGGAGCCUGCCCGGCAACCUCCAACCUGUAACAGCACCGAUUGGCCAGCCGUAACCAGGCCCCGCCCCCUCACAACUAACUAAGCUGAAGUCUAGCUUUGUAAAGUUCUCUUAGCAGCCACUGGGUGGCACCAUUAUGUCCAGUUCAAACCAAAAAAGUAUUUUAUCGCCUUAGUUACAUAUACCUUUAUAAAGAGUAAACUUCUUUUUAUUUGUACAAAAAAAGAGAGAAAAGAACCAGA
Messenger RNA from Sinocyclocheilus anshuiensis, 4220 nucleotides. RefSeq names its product vascular endothelial growth factor receptor 3-like. Gene Ontology annotation, biological process: regulation of MAPK cascade; vascular endothelial growth factor receptor signaling pathway; multicellular organism development. Gene Ontology annotation, cellular component: plasma membrane; signaling receptor complex. The record is from RefSeq and is a predicted model, not a curated record. Bases 96 to 4010 code for a protein of 1304 amino acids. NCBI's taxonomy places the organism in Eukaryota, Metazoa, Chordata, Actinopteri, Cypriniformes, Cyprinidae. The transcript has 29 exons. Gene Ontology annotation, molecular function: ATP binding; transmembrane receptor protein tyrosine kinase activity; growth factor binding.